GAAAACAUAUAUACGUUUAUUUAACGUUAGAACAAGGCGUUCUUGGUUUUAAAGAUGACUCACAUUUCGUAUUAAGAGUUAUGGAAAAAAAACGUGUUCGAUCGUGUUCUCACCCAGUGAUAGUUAAUAGUGUUAUUUAUAAAAUGUUAGACAAUUAAUAAGUUUCUUAAAAAACUUUCUUAAUUACUUUUCGAUCGAAUAUGAAUGAGACAAGACGGUCCAUCUAUCGUGCUAGUGUCAGAAUAAUCAAUCUUUCUGUCGGAGAAGUAAGGUUAAGUUUUCGGAUGCAUCCUGCACUCUAUUGAUUCACAAUGGCACCGAAAAAAGCCGAAGAACCCGAAAGAAAGCCACUCAUAGGGCGAGUAGGGGUUAAUUUAAAAAUUGGUAUCGUUGGAAUACCAAACGUCGGCAAGUCGACCUUCUUCAAUGUCCUUACCAAAAGUCAGGCAGCGGCGGAAAACUUUCCUUUCUGCACCAUCGAUCCGAAUGAAAGUCGUGUACCAGUACCCGACGCAAGGUACGACUAUUUAUGCGAAUACUUCAAACCGGCCAGCAAAAUCCCAGCAUUUUUGAACGUAGUCGAUAUCGCUGGUCUUGUUAAGGGUGCUGCCGAGGGACAGGGUUUAGGAAAUGCUUUUCUUUCUCACAUCAGUGCCUGUGAUGGAAUUUUUCACCUUUGCCGAGCUUUCGAAGAUGACGAUGUUACUCACGUAGAAGGUGACGUUAAUCCUGUACGAGAUUUGGAAAUUAUCAGCGAGGAAUUGCGACUGAAGGAUGUCGAAUUUUUAAAUGGGCAUCUUGAGAAAUUGGAAAAAUUGGUUGUCCGUGGUAACGACAAGAAAUUGAAACCCGAAUACGAUACACUUUUAAAAGUUAAGGGUGUUUUGGUAGACGACAAGAAGCAUAUCAGGUACGCCGAUUGGAGCGCAAAUGAUAUCGACGUACUCAACAAAUAUCUCUUCCUCACGUCGAAACCCGUUAUUUAUCUGGUCAAUCUUUCGGAGAAGGAUUACAUUCGUAAAAAAAACAAAUGGUUAGUCAAGAUUAAAGAAUGGGUGGAUAAGAACGAUCCUGGAGCCGUUUUGAUACCUUUCAGUGGUGCUUUCGAAAAUAAGAUACUCGACAUGGACGACGCAGAACGAGCAAAAUAUUUCGAGGAACAGAAGGUCACUUGUGCCCUAGACAAGAUCAUCGUUCAGGGUUACAAAGCAUUGCAAUUACAGUACUUUUUUACUGCCGGUCAUGACGAAGUUAAAGCAUGGACUAUUCAGAAAGGUACAAAGGCACCCCAAGCCGGUGGAAAAAUUCACACUGACUUCGAGAAAGGUUUUAUAAUGGCAGAAGUUAUGAAGUUCGAAGAUUUUAAAAAUGAAGGCUCAGAGGCUUCAGUAAAGGCUGCUGGAAAGUACAGGCAGCAGGGCCGUAAUUACGUCGUCGAGGAUGGCGACAUAAUCUUUUUCAAAUACAACGCCGGUGCUGGACUGAAGGACGCAAAGAAGAAGUGAUGGCACGCGUUCCUCAUGUUGUUGCUCGUCCUUUUGUACAUCAACAUGAUACUGCUCUCCUGUUGCAUGCAUCAACCUCAUGGCAAUCAUUCUCAUCCGCUUCCCCGUGUCCCAUGAUUUCGUUUUAUUUUAUUUUAUUUUACUUUUUUUUUUCCUUUUUUUUUUUUAUAUUUAUCUUUAAAGAUACUAUCGACAAAAAGAAACCGUCAUGUAAACGUGACUAUUUCUUUUUUUUUAUUUUUUUUUUUUUUUUUUUUAGUCGUCUAUCAAAUUUUCAUCAUACGAAAGAAAUUCGUUUUAUCUGACGUUCUUAUAAAAAAUGAAGUGAA
Vespa velutina is the source of this 1834-nucleotide messenger RNA. Its product is annotated as obg-like ATPase 1. NCBI's taxonomy places the organism in Eukaryota, Metazoa, Arthropoda, Insecta, Hymenoptera, Vespidae. Gene Ontology annotation, cellular component: cytoplasm. Bases 312 to 1505 code for a protein of 397 amino acids. Gene Ontology annotation, molecular function: ATP hydrolysis activity; ATP binding; GTP binding. The transcript is spliced from 11 exons. The record is from RefSeq and is a predicted model, not a curated record.